AUGUACAGAUCUGAUCAGGGUAGUGUGAUUUUGAGACGAAUCGAUAUGUUACCUGAACUGCUGUCCGGUAAUUUGUGUUCACUACGCGAAAAUGAAGAACGAUUCGCAUUCUCAGUGAUAUGGCAGCUGAAUGCGGACGCCGAUAUAAUCAAAGUGAAAUUUCACAAAUCAAUAAUUGAAUCUAAAGCUGCACUCACCUAUGAAAUGGCGCAGAAACGAAUUGAUGAUAAGUCUCUGAACGAUGAAGUAACGAAGAGUCUACGCAAUUUGAUGGUUCUAUCGAGGAAGUUGAAAGCGAAACGGAUGGCUAAAGGUGCACUAACAUUGGCAUCAUCUGAGAUUCGUUUCAAUAUUGAUUCAGAAACGAGAGAUCCAAUCAAUGUA
Molecule: messenger RNA, 384 nt
Organism: Anisakis simplex (herring worm)
Lineage: Eukaryota; Metazoa; Nematoda; Chromadorea; Rhabditida; Anisakidae
Source: the annotation of a GenBank genome assembly